AGAGAGAACAUCUGGGGACCUUUUUUAAUAAUUUCACCUGCGUCUACUCUUAACAACUGGCACCAGGAGUUUGCCAGAUUUGUACCUAAAUUUAAGGUGCUACCUUACUGGGGAAAUCCCCAUGAUAGAAAGGUGAUCAGGAAGUUCUGGAGUCAGAAGACACUGUAUACUCAGGAUGCUCCUUUCCACGUGGUGAUCACCAGUUAUCAGCUGGUAGUACAGGAUGUGAAGUAUUUCCAGCGAGUGAAGUGGCAGUACAUGGUGCUGGAUGAAGCACAAGCACUCAAGAGUAGCUCCAGUGUUCGUUGGAAGAUCCUACUGCAGUUCCAGUGUCGAAACAGAUUGUUGUUGACUGGGACCCCAAUCCAGAACACAAUGGCUGAGCUGUGGGCCCUGCUCCAUUUUAUCAUGCCAACGCUGUUUGAUUCCCAUGAAGAGUUCAAUGAGUGGUUUUCUAAGGACAUCGAGAGCCAUGCAGAGAACAAAUCCGCCAUUGAUGAGAACCAGCUAUCCCGCUUGCACAUGAUCCUGAAGCCUUUCAUGUUGAGAAGAAUCAAGAAGGAUGUGGAAAAUGAGCUGUCAGAUAAGAUCGAAAUUCUUAUGUACUGUCAGCAGACAAGUCGACAGAAGCUGUUGUACCAAGCUCUGAAAAACAAAAUUUCUAUUGAUGACCUCCUGCAGUCUUCAAUGGGUACAACUCAGCAAGCACAGACCACCACGAGUAGUCUCAUGAAUCUAGUCAUGCAGUUCAGGAAGGUGUGCAAUCACCCAGAGCUGUUUGAACGACAAGAAACUUGGUCUCCAUUUCACAUCUCCCUAAAGCCAUACCAGAUUUCGAAGUUCAUCUACCGUCAUGGACAGAUCAGGGUCUUUAACCACUCACGGGACAGGUGGUUACGGGUUUUACUUUCGCCAUUUGCACCAGACCACAUCCAGCAGUCUCUCUUCCAUAGGAAGGGCAUCAAUGAAGAAAGCUGUUUUUCUUUCCUGCGGUUUAUUGAUGUGUCUCCAGCAGAAAUGGCAAACCUCAUGAAUCAGGGACAUUUAGCCAGAUGGUUAGCUCUUUUCCUGUCUCUGAAAGCAUCCUACAGGCUCCAUCACAUGCGCUCCUGGAUGGAGCCAGAAGGGGAGAAGCAGCAGGGGUCACAUUUUCUGAGGAACAGGGAUUUCUUGCUUGAUGUAAAUUUCCCACUGUCUUUUCCUAACUUGCACAGCUGCGCUUUGCUGCAGAAUCUUGUGUUCAGUAGCCACUGUAAAGCGGUUACUGGCUAUUCAGAUCAUGUCAUACACCGAAGGAGAUCAGCUACCUCAUGUGUACGGUGCUGCCAGGUGACUGAGCUGCCGUCCUUCCUGUGCAUAGCCAGUCCACGGGUUACAGCUGUGCCGCUGGAGUCCUACUGCAAUGACCGAAGCGCAGAAUACGAGCGCAGGGCACUAAAGGAAGGGGGAAGUCUGGAAGCGAAGCAGUGUGUACUCAGUGGAGCUCCCGAGCUAGCGGCUGAGUGGCUGAAGCGAAGUUCCCAGUUCUUCCCAGAGUAUCCAGGAGGGCUGUUAGGGAUCAGGCCUCAGAACGGCUGGUCUUUUAUCAGGAUACCAGACAAAGAGAGUCUCAUCACUGACAGUGGGAAACUCCAUGCUCUUGAUCUUCUGUUGACACGGCUGAAAUCUCAAGGACACAGAGUUCUCAUCUACUCCCAGAUGACACGGAUGAUUGACUUACUGGAGGAAUACAUGGUUUAUAGGAAACAUACCUACAUGAGAUUGGAUGGUUCUUCAAAGAUUUCUGAACGAAGGGACAUGGUGGCAGAUUUUCAGAACAGGAAUGAUAUUUUUGUGUUCCUGUUAAGCACAAGAGCUGGAGGUUUGGGCAUUAACCUUACAGCUGCAGAUACGGUAAUUUUCUAUGACAGUGACUGGAACCCAACAGUAGACCAGCAAGCCAUGGACCGGGCACAUAGGCUGGGUCAAACAAAACAAGUCACUGUGUACCGGUUGAUAUGUAAAGGCACCAUUGAGGAGCGCAUCCUACAAAGGGCUAAGGAAAAGAGUGAGAUCCAACGAAUGGUGAUUUCGGGUGGCAAUUUCAAACCUGACACCUUGAAGCCUAAAGAGGUGGUCAGCCUUCUGCUGGAUGAUGAGGAACUAGAAAAGAAAUUGCGUCAGCGUCAAGAAGAGAAGCGACAGCAAGAAGAAACAAAUCGUGUGAAGGAACGUAAACGUAAAAGGGAAAAAUAUGCUGAAAAGAAGAAGAAGGAAGAUGAAUUGGAUGGGAAAAGAAAGAAAGAAGGCAUGAACCUUGUGAUCCCAUUUGUUCCCUCAGCUGAUAACUCCAACCUGUCUGCUGAUGGGGAUGACUCCUUCAUUAGUGUAGACUCUGCCAUGCCCAGCCCUUUCAGUGAGAUAUCCAUCAACAGUGAAUUACAUAUGGGCUCUAUCCCUCCCGAUGAGAGCAGUAGUGAUAUGCUUGUGAUUGUGGAUGAUCCAGCAUCUUCAGCACCUCAGUCAAGGGCAACAAACUCCCCUGCGUCCAUUACUGGCUCAGUUUCGGAUACCAUGAAUGGAGUGUCAAUGCAAGAUGCACCUCUCACUAGCAGAGGCCAGUCAGGUCGAAGCCGGGGUCGUCCGAAAGGUUCCGGCAGUGGAUCAAAAGGCGGCACUGGGAAAGGCAGAAGCCGGAAAUCGAUAGCGGGAAGUGCGGCUGCAAUGGCAGGUGCCAAAGCCGGGGCAGCGGCAGCCUCUGCAGCGGCGUACGCAGCGUACGGGUACAAUGUCUCUAAAGGCAUGUCUGCAAGUAGCCCUCUACAAACAGCAAUUAUUCGGCCUUCUGGACUAGCAGAUUUUGGACCUUCAAGCGCCUCUUCUCCCUUGAGCUCCUCUUUGAGCAAAGGAAACAGUGUUUGUGGGACCCCAAAAAGCUUAAACCUGACCAGCAGUCUCAUAUCAGAAACUCCAAUUCGGAAACAAAGCAAAGGUGCCCACACCUCAGGUGGUCGGUAGUAAUUUUGAACCCCCAAAGCUUGUCUGAACUGCGUUGGCUUUCAGAAUAGACCACCCUGCCAGUUGAAGGCACGCAAACGGAUGCCUUGCUGCUGUCCAGCACGUGUGUGAAAAGAAAAUCAAAGCACAAUGGGAGGGGGUGGUUUAUGUGAGCACUUUGAUUAUGUGUAUUCCAAAAAAAAAAACCCAACCCUAUAUGUGCAGACACUGCGUGAAGGAGGGGAGGGAGUCUGGGGUAACUGGGAGAGUGCCGGCUUUGUCAGUGCGUCUGACAAAGAUGCCUGGGAAAGCAUCCAGCUACUCCAUGCAACAUCCUGCAGCUGUGUGUGCUUGAAGUCACACCAAUAUACUUUCUAUCUUGUAGCUUGAGGUGGAACCCAGCAUUAGUUUUAUCCUACGAAAUCCGUAUCUGAACCCCAGGAGUAUCCUGUAGAGUCAGAGAACAUUUCUGUACCGGCAGCAGGUCGGGGAUAAUUGGGGGCGAAGCUGAAGGUGUUGUGUGAUGAGAAAAAAAUCUUGGAUUCGUCUAGUGUGGGCCUCUGGGUUCUUUCAAGUUUUGAAAUGCAAAGGAAGGUGUCCUGGGUGGUUUCCAGGGAAUGGACUCUUUCCAGCACUGUCAGGAACAGGGUCAGAGCCACGGUGUAGGUGCUGGCCCGCCGUGAGAGCAGCAGCACUGCCUCUGCUCCAGGCAGUGGAAGAAACCACCAGCCAGUGGUUUGGUUUGCAUUUCAGAGUUCUCAUCAGCACAAACACUCGCUGUGUUCAGAAUGAUGUCUCUCACUUCUGAGGUGUGCAGAACUCAUAAAAGCUUAGAAACAAAAUAAGGCUCUGCUUACACAAAUCUCAAGAAACGGGAAAGCUGAAGAGCCGAGGAGGAGUUUGCUGCUGCCCCUCUCCCCGUGCCAUAGCAGAGCACGGCUCUGCAGCUUGUGGUGCUGCGAGGGGAGCAACGGAAAACAGUCCUGAGAGAGAGGGAACUGUGCCAUUCCCCCUUCCAGCCAAAUCCUGGGAAAACAUUGUCUUGUAUCCCGGCCAUCCAUUGACUGUUCUUCCAGUGUGUUGUCCCUUCAUCUCCGUAUCAUCAUGCGGACUCGCUUGGUUGAGUUCGCUGCCGUGUGCCGGUGCCAGCGGCCGUGUCCCGUGAGGCUGACAGAAGGCAGCGCUGCCAGUGCCCAUCUGUGUUCUCAUUCUCUGGUUGCUCCUUCCCUGUUCCCAAUGCACAAUCCCUACCCCGUAGCCCCUUGCUUUGCUGUAAGCAGUCUGCAUUGCACUGAGAUUUAGCUGUGGGCGGUUCUUCUGUCUGACACAUUGAGUUAGGUGGUUCUGCCGGGGCACUUUCAUCCCUUGAGAAAGAAGCAAGCUGAGUUGCAGGUCUGGGCUGUGACAGUGGAAAAUGACUUUUUUUUAUUAUUGUAAUUUUUUUUCCAACCCCAAAUCCUUUGCCUGGCGUCCUACAGUGUGGAGCGAGUGCUUCCUGUUGGCUCUGCCUCUAAUUUGCACACCUGAAAAUAGCAGAACUGAGCUUAGAUAGGUUGAUUUUUAAACAGAGUUGCAGGGGAUAACUGAGGAGGACGUGGUGUUUGAUUAACGCCUGAUGACUUCUCCCUUCCCCUCCUGUUCACGUGUAUUAUAUAAAAUUUAGAGGGAAUCAGACAAAUGCCAAGCCUUUUUUUCUCUUUGAAUGUGUUGUCUAUUUUUAUAACUGAACUUGUACAUAUGUAUAAAGAGAGACACAUCUUUCUUUUACUAACUGGAGAAGAAAAUCUUAAAUAAAAUGGAGUGAGAUAAUUUUAUGGAAA
Eurypyga helias (sunbittern) is the source of this 4796-nucleotide messenger RNA. It is a transcript of the gene INO80, whose product is annotated as INO80 complex subunit. NCBI's taxonomy places the organism in Eukaryota, Metazoa, Chordata, Aves, Eurypygiformes, Eurypygidae. The record is from RefSeq and is a predicted model, not a curated record. The transcript has 23 exons. Gene Ontology annotation, biological process: DNA repair. The annotation marks the transcript as partial. Gene Ontology annotation, cellular component: Ino80 complex. Gene Ontology annotation, molecular function: ATP binding; histone binding; ATP-dependent chromatin remodeler activity.